Messenger RNA from Vanessa tameamea, 945 nucleotides. RefSeq names its product PHD finger-like domain-containing protein 5A (gene Phf5a). Lineage: Eukaryota; Metazoa; Arthropoda; Insecta; Lepidoptera; Nymphalidae. Gene Ontology annotation, biological process: mRNA splicing, via spliceosome. The coding region runs from base 123 to 455 and encodes 110 amino acids. The transcript is spliced from 3 exons. The record is from RefSeq and is a predicted model, not a curated record. Gene Ontology annotation, cellular component: precatalytic spliceosome; catalytic step 2 spliceosome; U2 snRNP.
GCACUUGUCAACUGACUGUCAUCAAUAAACAAUUUUUGAGGUUAAGAGAUUGUUGAUGUUUGAGAAACUACUGUAUCUACAAAAUAAUAACUUAAUCAUAUCUUAUAACUAUUUGACUAAAGAUGGCCAAACAUCAUCCCGAUCUUAUUUUCUGUAGAAAACAACCUGGCGUCGCUAUAGGACGUUUGUGUGAGAAAUGUGAUGGAAAAUGUGUUAUUUGCGAUUCGUAUGUGCGUCCCUGCACCCUAGUUCGAAUUUGUGACGAAUGUAAUUACGGUUCAUAUCAAGGGAGAUGCGUCAUUUGCGGUGGACCCGGCGUGUCUGACGCUUAUUAUUGUAAAGAAUGUACGGUUCAGGAGAAAGAUAGAGAUGGAUGUCCAAAGAUUGUCAACUUGGGCAGCUCGAAGACUGAUCUGUUCUACGAAAGAAAGAAAUAUGGGUUUAGGAGACACUAGCAGUAAAGAUUUUUUUAAGUUUUUAUGGAAUUCUAUACCUUUAGUUUGUGGUCUAAUGUCCUUAUACAGGAAGUGGUUUAACUGGGCUGGAAGAGCUUAUUAUUUGGAAACAUAAUUGUGAUGCAAUUUUUUUUCGUCAUAGAUUAACCCUCCAGCUAAUUAUUACUAUUUCUCAUAAUUUUAUGUAGCAUUGUACUAAAAAUAGCUCUAUAAUUUAUAAUAGUGGCUUAGAGGUAUACAAGUCACACUUAUCAGACAAAACAUUUGUACUAUCAUGAAAUAUGGUUGAUUAUUAUUUUUUAUAGUAAUCAUUAAAUAGUAUAAAACUGAAUUAAAUGAUGAAUGAAUGGCUAUGUAUGAUUGUAUUGUAUACUAGUUAUUUCAGAAAACUGUUUCAAAUCAUAAAUGAGUGUGUGUAAUGAACUUUUAUUAAUUAUAAUGUGUGCCGCUAGGUUACUGAUUGUAAAAUAGUAAUUUUUAAGAGCUACAU